Cyclocybe aegerita is the source of this 1233-nucleotide messenger RNA. Lineage: Eukaryota; Fungi; Basidiomycota; Agaricomycetes; Agaricales; Hemipholiotaceae. The record is from the annotation of a GenBank genome assembly.
AUGAUCCUCACACCGCUUUUCCUAGCCCUCCUCCCCCUUGUCUCUACCGCUCGUGUCCACAAGCUCAAGCUCCAGAAACUCCCUUCUGCAGCGAGCAACCCUGGCCUGGAGAGCGCCUACCUUGCACAGAAGUAUGGUGCCCCUCCUCAGCUCCAGUUUCCCCUUAUGGGCGCUGGUGGUUCGGGUCGUCGGGUUGAACGCCCUGCCAUCAAGGAUGGCGAGCAACUCUUCUGGACUCAGGAAGAGCUGAAAGGAGGCCAUGGUGUCCCACUGACCAACUUCAUGAAUGCGCAGUACUUCACCGAGAUAGAUAUCGGUUCUCCUCCCCAGACCUUCAAGGUCAUUCUUGACACCGGGUCCAGCAACCUCUGGGUUCCAAGUACCAAAUGCACGUCUAUUGCUUGCUUCUUGCAUACCAAGUACGACUCGAGCGCCUCCUCAACAUACAAGGCCAAUGGGUCCGAAUUCUCCAUCCAAUACGGCUCGGGUUCUAUGGAAGGCUUUGUCUCCAACGACCUUCUCAAGAUCGGUGACUUGACGAUCAAGAGCCAAGACUUUGCAGAGGCUGUCAAGGAACCUGGUUUGGCGUUCGCCUUUGGAAAGUUUGACGGCAUCCUCGGUCUGGCCUACGACACUAUUUCAGUCAAUCACAUCACUCCUCCAUUCUACAGUAUGAUAAAUCAAGGCCUCCUUGAUUCGCCUGUGUUCUCUUUCCGUCUCGGUUCCUCUGAAGACGAUGGCGGAGAAGCUAUUUUCGGUGGCGUUGAUGAUUCGGCCUACAGGGGAAAGCUUGAUUACGUCCCAGUUCGUCGGAAGGCUUAUUGGGAGGUCGAACUCGAGAAGGUGUCGUUUGGCGGUGAAGAGCUUGAGCUCGAGAACACUGGGGCUGCCAUUGAUACUGGAACAUCUCUUAUUGCAUUGCCAACAGACAUCGCAGAAAUGCUUAAUGCCCAGAUCGGCGCUAAGAAGACCUGGAACGGCCAAUAUCAAGUUGACUGCGCUAAAGUCCCGACCCUUCCUGAACUCAGCUUCUUCUUCGGUGGCAAGCCAUAUCCCCUCAAGGGAACUGACUACAUCCUCGAGGUCCAAGGUACCUGCAUAUCUUCCUUCACUGGAAUGGAUAUCAACUUGCCUGGAGGCUCCCUAUGGAUCAUCGGUGAUGUUUUCCUUCGCAAGUACUACACGGUUUACGAUCUCGGAAGGAAUGCUGUCGCCUUCGCCCCAGCUGCAUAA